CUGGCAGCCAGCUCAGGGCAUCGUCAGGGGUUGAUCCUUAUUCCCAUGUGGAGUACUCGUUGAUUAGCACGGCUGCUCGGGUGGCUGCCCAAUGCCCAAACACCGCGGUCUUGCUGUCGCAUGGCAGAUGACGAAGCCCACAGGGCUGUGAAGGUCGUCUAGCUCUUGGCCGGCCUUGGACGGACUGGACCGGCAAGCCUUCGUCUUGGUCGCACCAAUUUUCUAGCAACGUCUUCUUGUGUUAUUCUUGCGCUGCACCAGCUUCCUAGGAAUACUCUCUUCUGUACAUGUGUUCGAACUGCAUUUCUUUGCUCCUGACCUUUUGCUGCAAGCCGUGACCCUUCCGCCCACCCCCAGAGACGAACACCGUCAUCCAAGACCCAACCCAACAGGGUGUCAUCCUUGGCCCGGCGACUCCAUCCUUCGGCCGCAUUUAACCCAUGCUUGGCACUUGGAGGGGCCAUUCAUUGAAUUGUCGUUCGAACCUCGGCGCCCGCCACUCCGCUCUCGACGACAGUCUGCCUCUGCAGUCUCGACACUCGCCGCGUUCCUGAGGCAUUUGCUACCUACCGUAUACCCAACUUUCGGACUGCAGAAGGGCUCCAGACCUGCCUCGCAUGACAGUUGCCCCCUGCGCAUAACUCCUGGACAGGGACAAUGGCCGAGGUGGAUGUUGCGCCGACCUUCGGUGCGGAGUUGAAGGAUGGCUUCAGACCUGCAAACGCCUGGGUCGCCAACGGCAUAGCGUGGCUCGAUGACAUCCAGGGGUUCUACCGCGAACGCGCAGCGAUCGAGAAGGACUACGCCAAACAACUCACGGCCCUCGCACACAAGUAUUUUGAGAAGAAAGCGAAGAGGUCGGCGGGCUUGGGGGUUGGUGACACGCCGACCAUGACACCUGGUUCUAUCGAGAGCGCUUCCGUCACGACAUGGACCACACAACUCACUACCCUCGAGGGCCGAGCCAAGGAACACGACAACUACGCGAACGACCUCAUCACGAAAGUCGCGGAGCCCACGAAGGUGCUCGCCACGCGGUUCGAGGAGGUCCGCAAGAAACACGCCGAGUACGCCGACAAGCUGGAGAAGGAGAGGGACUCUUCGUACGCCGAACUGCGCAAGACGAAGGGUAAAUACGAUGCCGUGUGUCAAGAGGUGGAGAGCAAGCGCAAAAAGUCCGAGUCGUCGUUCGACAAGGCAAAGGCACAGAGCGCAUACCAGCAACAGAUCAUCGAGAUGAACAAUAUCAAGAACACAUACCUGAUAGCGAUCAAUGUCACCAACAAGCAGAAGGAGAUGUACUAUCACGAGUACUUGCCUGAGCUUCUGGACAGUUUGCAGGAUCUGAACGAAUUCCGGGUACUGAAACUGAAUGGCCUCUGGACUUUGGCGUCACAGCUGGAACUCGGCAUGUUGCAGCAGAGCCAGGCAUUGAUACAGCAUCAGGCCGACGAGAUCCCACGGAACGAGCCUCACCUCGACUCAAUGAUGUACAUCCGCCACAACAUGGGCGCCUUCAACGAGCCACCAGACAGGGUCUUCGAGCCAAGCCCCGUGUGGCACGACGAGCCGACCAUGGUGGUCGACGAGACGGCCAAGAUCUACCUGCGAAACGUGCUAAACAAGUCCAAAAGUUCGCUUGGGGAGCUGAGGCGGGAGGUAGACAAGAAGAGGAGGGAGGUGGAAAAUGCACAAAGGGUGAAGAAGAGGGUCCGCGAGGGGCAAGACAAGAGCGAUGAGGUGACUGUAGUCGCGGCCAUGUUCGCGCUCCAGGAGCAGCUCCACGCCGUGGACAGGAAAAAGAUCACCGCCGAGGUCGAGACGUCCACCAUCACCGCCGUCGUAGGAGACGUCACCCUCGGCGCCAAGAAUCACAACUUCAAAGCCCAAACCUUCAAGAUCCCGACCAAUUGCGAUCUCUGCGGUGAGAGGAUAUGGGGCCUCUCUGCCAAGGGGUUCGACUGUCGCGACUGCGGCUACACAUGCCAUAGCAAGUGCGAGAUGAAGGUCCCCGCCGAGUGUCCGGGCGAGUCAUCCAAGGAGGAGCGCAAAAAGUUGAAGCAGCAACGGCAGGAAGCCGCCAACUCGCUUCUCAGCCCUGGCCCCGCCUCCAGCGAUAAGGUUGCAGAGCUGCCAGUGUUGUCUAGGACAAAUACUGUGAAUAGUAUCUCUUCAGGAUACGCGGCCAGCGCGCACCGGUCCAUGACGAGCGCGAUGAGCCCCACGGAGGAGGCUCCGCCAGAGGUCCCUACGAACACAAGGCCUACGUCUACGAUCGGAUCCGGGUCAGUCAGGAAGAACAGGGUCAUUGCGCCCCCACCAGCGGCGUAUAUCAGCGAGUUGCCAGGAAGUGCGCCGAAUGGGUCGGGAGCUGGACACCAGGAGGAGAAAGCCAAGAUGCUGUUUACGUUCGAAGCCAGUGGCGAUGGAGAGCUCUCUGUACCUGAAGGCAGGGAGUUGGUCGUGCUGGAGGCUGAUUCUGGCUCCGGCUGGACCAAGGUCCGCGCCGGCUACAAGGAAGGACUCGUGCCGACGUCAUACAUCGAGAUACUACCCGCCGCGGCGAUCGCGCCGCAGCACACGGGGGCUUCGGCGCGUCCGCCCUCGACUUAUAGCAACUCGGGCUCCUCCAUAGGCGGCACGCCGGCCGUGAAAAAGAAGGGCCCCGCGGUGGCGCCGCGGAGGGGCGCCAAGAAGCUGCGGUACGUCGAGGCGCUCUACGAUUAUACCGCGCAGUCCGACACCGAGCACACCAUGGUCGAAGGGGAGAGGUUCGUCCUUAUCAAGGAGGACCCCGGCGACGGCUGGGCCGAGGUCGAGAAGGGCGGGCUUACGAAGAGCGUACCUGCUAGUUACGUGCAGGCUGUUUGAGGCUAGACCCUUCGAGACGAGGCCAGGCGUUGAUGGAAUUCGUUUGUUAUUUUGCAUCGGGAGCGGCGACAGGGUUGUUACUGUACUCAGCCAUUCAUGUCCGCAUUGUAAUGGCCUUGGGGGUGGCUCGCGAGAUUGUACAUAGGUGAACUGGAGAGGCGCGUUCAAAACUUGAACGAUAGCUUCAAUGGUGGCGCGGCGGCCUGAUGGCCGUGCUGGUCUCAAAUUGAUUAUGUAGAAUAGAGGUAGAGUCAUGACGAGCCUGCUGUUCUUACAUGGAGAUGGUCAAGCGGUCUCCCUCCACCCUUUGGUUUAAAGAACUGUCUCCGAGUUCUGGGUCCACGCCAUUAGAAUCAAGACGUCUGCAUGCAGUAAAGCCAACCGCGAGUAUGCCAUGAAAAGCAUGUUUGGCAAUUCUCAUCUAUCCUCAAGUCACUGCUUUAGUUAUCGCAUGUGAAGCAGCAGCCUCCCUCGCCUGCUCGGAGAGCGCCCGUCAUUUUGCUCGAGCUGGCCCCUUCUAGACGGCACCAGUCUUCGAGCCUGCUCCCAGACAACCGGAGCAAUGUGCCGGUUUGUCCAUGCGGAAUAUUGAGCCUCACGCAUAACAAACAUCACGACGUUGUGUUCGGCCGUCUCGCGCUCGGCACAUGAGCUCCUCACGGCCAUGCUCAGCGGAUCAACCGUGGGUGCCACAGGAGGACGGCUCAAGGCGUGUAGCCGCGAUAGCUGGUUUCUGCAUGCUCUCAGCCGUCACAUCAAACUUCAUGAAAGAUUGCCGAGCUUGAACAGAAAGCAAAGAUAUGUUUGUAGUUGUAAUCGUUGGCCGAGAAGGUGCCAUCAGCAUCAACCGGCACGGGAACAUACACGCAGUUGAGGCACAAUCUCACAUGGCAGCGCAAGAACGCCCCCCCCCCCCCCGCGCCAUAGCAACGAGCCUCAGAAAAACCUUCGGUAGUGAGGAAGGGUUGAUCAAAGAUAUGCUGUGUGUGUACUCGGUGGGAUCUUGGUAGCAAUCAGCACGGCCAAUCUCUGAGCCAGAGUAGCUGCGAGGGACCGAUUCGAUGACACAGCCUGACGAUGUUAGAUUACAAUCCUCAGGUUUUCUGCUUCGGGGUACAAGGAAAAGCACGGUGAAGCCGGGGUUCUUCACGUGUUCCGGGCGGUCGGCACGUAGCCAUAACUUGUGCCGCCGGUGAGGUUUUUCAGACUGAUGGGAUAGGGCGAAAGGGCACCCCUUUUUGAUAUGUCCAUGCUCGUCAUGUUGGAGCCUCCAGUGCCGACUCUCGAUUGUCACCGGUAGUGCAAAAGAUCUUUCGUGCUUGUUUGGAAAAUUAACCUGAUACCGGGUGCCCAUGCUGCCCAUGUUACGUCGUUGUGCACGAGGCUGCCAGUGUUACUUCGUUGUGCGACGAGCACAACGACGUCACAUGGAAGAAUCGUCCGGAGUGCAGGUCCAUCUGAAUGGUCGGUGAUGCGCUGAACUUCAUGCGUUGUCCAGGUGGGCAGGCCAGCCCCACCAACAAAUCGCUUGCCCUCCCAGCCUCUCUAGACUACACUCUACCGAUGCAUCUGGGUCUACUGCCUGACAAUCCGUUUCCACAACGUCUGCACUGUGUCCGUGUGGAAGGAAUGAGAUCUGCCACGCUUCUCCAGGCGGGUUCGGCCAAGCAAUUCCAAGACCUGGGGCGAGCCUGGGCAAUUGCUUGGUGAAGCUUUGUUCGACGUCGCUCGAUGUCAGCCAGAACAGGGCGCUAACAGCAAAGGGCGGGAGGAUGUGGGUGUGGCUGUUAGGAUGCGGGUUAAAUGAGGAUUUCAGGGGUAGCGUGCGCUACUGUGGGCUGGAUUGCAGACCCAGACAAUAUGGUCUGUCAGUCAAGGGGAUCGCCACCAAGACCUAAUUCCUUAACGGUAAGCAUAACGGAAACUUGUGGAAAUUAGGACGGCUGUGGAGGCUGGUCAGUUCUGGCUCCUGAUUUGCGGUGUAAAGACCUUGUGUGUGGGAGGCCCAGGACUGCAAACUGGGACGACAAGACUCCCUAACCUACAAGCAGGUUUUGGGCAACACGGCGCUGACACGGUUACCCACAAUCACGAAGGACACUGAGCAAGGGGUGAUCGUGAUCUUGAUCUGGGUGAGAGCCGAGCCAAGGGAUCAAUUGGACAUGUCCU
Molecule: messenger RNA, 5040 nt
Organism: Diaporthe batatas
Lineage: Eukaryota; Fungi; Ascomycota; Sordariomycetes; Diaporthales; Diaporthaceae
Exons: 4
Coding region: 658-2871 (737 amino acids)
Biological process (GO): regulation of actin filament polymerization
Molecular function (GO): protein binding
Source: RefSeq, a predicted model, not a curated record